UUUCAAGAGAUACAAUGGGUCAUUGCUUUGUUUCCUUCUUGAUCAACCUAACAUUGAUACUUCAGCUUGCUUGUGCACAACUAACUCAGGUGGGGGAUCAUAUAAUCAGCGGCGUUCCAAACAAUCUGAUGCCACUGCGGGCUCAUUGUCAAUCGAAAGACGAUGAUCUUGGGAUGCACAUGCUCAACAAUGGCCAAUCAUUCAAUCGGAGAUUCACUAUCAACUUUUGGGGAACUACUCUCUUCUUCUGUCAUUUUUAUUGGGGUUCACAUAACACAAGUUUCGAUGUUUUCAAUGCCACAAUAGCUGACAGGAACUGGGAUUUUCCUCGAUAUGAUUGUUACUGGGUUGCAAGACCUGACGGUUUCUAUCUCAGCAAGGAUAACAAGUCUUGGGAGAUAUUCAAUGAUUGGACAUGACUCAUGUUUAAUUUGUGAUCAGAUCAAUAUAAAUUCUUAGCCUGAUUUGCAAUUAAGCGCAAACCGCUAAUGAAUCUUGGAUGGAAAUAAACACUUGAACCUGAUAAUUACUACAUUUACUAGUAUUUGUGAUAAGGGUAUGUGAAUUAGAUUGACUUAUCAAGUCGAGU
Molecule: messenger RNA, 589 nt
Organism: Rhododendron vialii
Lineage: Eukaryota; Viridiplantae; Streptophyta; Magnoliopsida; Ericales; Ericaceae
Product: S-protein homolog 5-like
Exons: 1
Coding region: 15-419 (134 amino acids)
Source: RefSeq, a predicted model, not a curated record